This is a messenger RNA of Rotaria sp. Silwood1, 3759 nucleotides long. The record is from the annotation of a GenBank genome assembly. NCBI's taxonomy places the organism in Eukaryota, Metazoa, Rotifera, Eurotatoria, Philodinida, Philodinidae.
AUGCUCGGAGCUAAAUAUGAUUUUAGUCGAGAUCGUGAACGACGAGCUGGUGUUGAUGAUAUGGUUUUCAUGUCAAAAAAUACCGACUCUGAUAUAAGCCAUAAUCUCAAAAUUCGUUUUGAUGUUAAUUAUAUUUAUACAUAUAUUGGUUCUGUUCUAAUUGCUGUAAAUCCAUAUAAAGAUGUUGAAUAUUGUCGUGAUAAUCAUAUGGAAAAAUAUCGAGGAGCUACUCAAAUGGACAAUGCUCCACAUAUAUUUGCUAUAGCUGAAGAUAUGUUUAGUAAUAUGUUAAUUGAUUCUGAAAAACAAUGUGUUAUUAUAAGUGGUGAAUCAGGUGCUGGUAAAACAGUUAGUGCAAAAUUUAUUAUGUCUUAUAUUGCUGAGGUAUCGGGUGGUGGUCCAAAUGUACAACGUAUUAAGAGUGUUAUUUUACAGUCCAAUCCAUUAUUAGAAGCUUUUGGUAAUGCAAAAACAAUUCGUAAUGAUAAUUCAAGUCGAUUUGGUAAAUAUGUUGAAAUAAUAUUUUCACGUGGUGGAGAACCGAUAGGUGGUGCAAUUUCAAAUUUUCUUCUCGAAAAAUCACGUGUAGUUAGUCAAGCUGAGAAUGAACGUAAUUUUCAUAUUUUUUAUCAAUUAUUAUCAAGCAGAGAAUUUUGUCAACAAUAUUCAUUAUCACAUGAACUUCGUUUUCAAUAUAUUAAUCAUGCUGAAUCGAGUAGAGUUGCCAAAAUUGAUGAUACAAAAGAAAUGCAACAUACACUCCAUGCAAUGGAUGUUAUGGGUUUUUCAUCAGAAUCAAAACAAAGUAUAUUUAGUUUACUCGCUGAUCUACAAGCUCCUUGUGCUUAUUUUGGUAUUCAAAUAGAUUAUUUAAAAACGAAAUUAAUUUCGAAACGACUCGAAUUUAAAGAACAUCAAAAAAAUGAACUAAUCGAUCAAACAUUUACUGUUGAUAAAGCUAUAUUUACACGUGAUGCAUUAGCUAAAUCAAUUUAUUCUCGUAUUUUUGAUUAUCUUAUUCAAGCAGUUAAUUCAGCAUUUCAAACAACAGCUAAAUCCGAUUUAUCUAUGGGUAUUCUUGAUAUAUAUGGGUUUGAAAUAUUUGAACGAAAUAGUUUUGAACAAUUUUGUAUAAAUUAUGUUAAUGAAAAACUUCAACAAAUAUUUAUUGAAUUAACAUUAAAAAAAGAACAAGAAGAAUAUAAACGUGAAAAUAUUCAAUGGACACCAAUAUCAUUUUUUAAUAAUAUUGUUGUUUGUGAUCUAUUUGAAGCUAAACAACCACCAGGAAUGUUUUUAUUACUUGAUGAUAUAUGUCUUAGUUCACAUGCAACAACAGAAAAAGUUGAUAAAAGUUAUUUACAUAAAUUAAGUAGUUUAUCAAAUCAAUAUUUAAUUGUUUCACCACCAACAUUUACUGUUAGACAUUAUGCUGGUGCUGUUAUUUAUCAUUCAGAUCAAUUUUGUGAAAAAAAUAGAGAUAUUUUAAAUAUUGAUUUAAUUGAAAUGAUGCAAUCAAGUACCAUACCAUUUGUUGUACGACUUUUUCCUGAACAAACAGCAAACAUUAAAUCUCGACCUACAACAGCUGGUACUAAAAUUCGUACACAAGCAAAUUUACUUGUAGAAAAAUUAAUGGGUUGUCAACCACAUUAUGUUCGAUGUAUAAAACCAAAUGAGAAUCAAGCACCUAGUGAAUGGAAUUCAUCAAGUGUUAUUGAACAAGUUAAAUAUUUAGGACUUGUAGCUAAUAUUGAAGUUCGAAAAGCUGGUUUUGUUUAUCGACGUGAAUUUGCAAAAUUUUUAAGCCGAUAUGCUAUAUUAACAAAACAAACAUGGCCGAAAUGGAAUGGAAAAGUAACAGAUGGUGUUAUGCAUAUUGUUGAUACAAUGCAUCUUGAUCGACGUGAAGUACAAUUAGGCAAUACAAAAGUAUUUAUUAAAUCACCAGAAAGUUUACAUAUACUUGAAGAUAUGCGUCUACGAAAAUUUGAUAAUUAUGCACGUAUCAUACAAAGAGCAAUGAAACGUUUUUGUGCUGUACGUGUCUAUCAAAAACAACGUGAACAAGCUACUGACAUUUUAUAUGGACAUAAAGAACGUAAUGCACGUUCACUUGAUCGUGAUUAUGUUGGAGAUUAUUGUAAUCUUCAUCAACGACCUGAUUUACAACGAUUAAUACCACGUAGUGAAAAAACAGAUUUUAGUUCAUAUUUAUAUAAAUAUGAUCGACGUUUUCGUCGACAAGGACGAUAUUUUAUUAGUACAAAUCAUGCAUUGUAUAUUAUUGAUGAAGAAUGUGUUAAAAUUGGUAGUAGUGGAAAAUCGAAUAAUUCUACUGUUCAAAAAAAUAAACAACAAGAAGGUUAUACAAUAGAAUAUAAAAUAAAACGACGUAUAUCAUUAGAAAAUAUUACUGAAAUUAAAUUGAGUGAAUAUCGUGAUAAUUAUUUUUUAAUUUGUGUCAAUAAUGAUUAUUCAACAUUAUUAGAAUUAUCAAGUAAAACUGAAGCUAUUUCAAUUAUUUUAAAAAAUUAUUUAAAGAAAACUAAUCGAGUAUUACCAAUUACAUUUGGACAAGGAUUUGAUUAUGCAGUUAAAAAACAAAGUUGGAUAGGUGGUGGUACACGUAGUGUUAAAUUUGCUCAUGCAGCUACAGCUGCAUUAAUGAAUCAAAUCGAUCCAAAUAAAUUACGUAAAGGUGUUGAUAUGCCACGUGAUUAUGAUGUAAAAAUUAAUCGUAAUACAAUGACUGUGAUGAUUUCAAGUGGUUUAUCAAAACAAUCGAGACCUAAUCAAACAAAUGCUGAAAAACCACGUGGAUUACAAUUUAAAUCAACGACUAGUAAUACUUCUCGAAAACCUCCAGUUAAACCUCCACGACCGGCAGCUGCAAAACCAAUGAAACAAAAGAAACUUCGAGCAUUAUAUGAUUUUCAAGCACGAUCAGCAGAUGAACUUUCAUUUUUUGCUGAUAAUGAACUCAUACUUAUUGAAAAUAGUGAUGAAACUUGGUGGAAAGCAGAACUCGAUGGAAAAAUUGGAGUUGUACCGUCAAAUUAUGUUGAACUGAUUCGAACACCAAUUGUAAUCAUCAAGCCUAUUCUUUAUGGUAAUACAGCGAAACAUUUUGGUUCAAAACGAGAUUCUGAUGGACAUACACAUAAAUGGACAUUGUAUGUUCGAUCAUUUAAUAAUGAUGAUUUAUCAACAUAUGUAAGUAAAGUACAAUUUCGUUUACAUGAAACAUAUCCAAAUCAUACAAGAAUGAUUACACAAGCACCAUUUGAAGUAGAAGAAAGUGGUUGGGGUGAAUUUGAAACACAGAUAACAAUUUUUUUUGCUGAUCCUAAUGAAAAACCAGUAGUAUUUUAUCAUCAUUUAAAAUUAUUUUCAACAGAUCCAGAUGUUGUUGCUGGUACAAAAGCAUUAGUUAAUGAACAUUAUGAUGAAUUGAUUUUUCAAGAACCAUCUGAUUUAUUAGCUCGUUUGCUCAAUUGUGCUAAAUCACUUGCACCACCAACAGAUGAAAAUUUAGCAACAGAAAAAGAAUAUGCUGCAAAAAAAUUUGAUACAAUAACACGUAUAAAAAAUGCUCGACAACGAGUACGAAAUGAAAUACAAGAUCUAACUGAACGUCUUCGUAUUACUCAAGAAAAUAUAAAACGUGUUCGACAAAAAUCAAUAGAUAAUAAUUCUUCUAUGGGUACAUUUAAUAUAUCAACACAUGAUAAUAUUAAACGUGAAAUAGUCGAUUAA